AUGCCCACGCACGAACCCCCAAGAACCAUCGCAGUCCUCGGAGCAACAGGAAACCAAGGUGGGGGAGUUGUUCAAGCACUGCUCAACAUCGAUUCAUCAUUUUACAUUCGCGCUAUAACUCGAGAUGUGACCUCUGCCAGUGCGGCGCAACUCAAAGCAAAGUAUCCAAAGAACGACCGAUUGGAACUUGUGGAAGCCAAUGUCUACAACAGAGAAUCUUUACUCAAAGCAUUCCAUAAUUCUUAUGGCGUGUUUGCCGUAACGAAUAACCGACUUCCUGGGAGAAAGAUCGAGACUGAGAAAGACAUGGACCAUGAACUGGAGGCUGGUCGUAACAUUUUGGAGGCUGCCAAGGCAUGCAAAAUCCAACAUUUUGUGUUGAGUAGUCUGCCGAACCUGACAGAUGCUAGCAACGGGCGGUUUAUCAAAGUCUACCACUUUGACAAUAAGUCGAAGAUCGAGGAGUGGGCGAGACGGGAGCUUCCGGCUGUGACAUCGUUGCAUCCUGGUUUGUUCUACACAAAUAUGCAAUGGUCACAAUAUUGCCGACGGGAUGGUAAGAGCCGCAAGUCACUUGAGCAACCAGACACCAUCAAGUCUAACAGCAAUCCAGAAAACAAGACCGUUCGAUUCUGUGCUCCCAUAGAGGGAAAUAAACUCGCCGACUGGGUCGAUCCAGACUACGACAUCGGUGUAUAUGCCGCAAGUAAGACCAAUCAAAGACACCACAGCUACCUGGAAAUAUUUGCUCUUGGACCAACGAAGACAGCAUCGAAGAGAUACCCAGUCGUUGGUCCGAAGCUUAAAUUUGAGGAAUUUGCAAAGACCUUCACGCAAAUGACUGGACAAGAGGCCGUUUUUGAUCCUGAUACACUGGACCAGUGGGGUGCGACUGUGGCUUCUACGGUAGGGAGGGGGUAUGAAGAGGAUAUAAGACAGAUGAUGCAGUGGAUAUCUGUUGCCCCUGAUGACAGGGUAUGUUAUGGGACUAUGGAUUCUAGGGAUGAUAUGUCAUGGGAAGAUCUCGGAGUUCGAGCUAGUACAUUUGCGGAGUGGAUGGAGCGGGCUUCGUGGGCUGGACCGUAA
Molecule: messenger RNA, 1086 nt
Organism: Penicillium nucicola
Lineage: Eukaryota; Fungi; Ascomycota; Eurotiomycetes; Eurotiales; Aspergillaceae
Product: NmrA/HSCARG family protein
Exons: 4
Coding region: 1-1086 (361 amino acids)
Source: RefSeq, a predicted model, not a curated record